Messenger RNA from Nymphaea colorata (pocket water lily), 1963 nucleotides. Its product is annotated as glucose-1-phosphate adenylyltransferase large subunit 1-like. The coding region runs from base 206 to 1807 and encodes 533 amino acids. Gene Ontology annotation, molecular function: glucose-1-phosphate adenylyltransferase activity. The record is from RefSeq and is a predicted model, not a curated record. The transcript has 16 exons. Lineage: Eukaryota; Viridiplantae; Streptophyta; Magnoliopsida; Nymphaeales; Nymphaeaceae. Gene Ontology annotation, biological process: glycogen biosynthetic process.
UCACUCUUCGCUUCCGCUUCCUCCUUCGCACAGAUCUUUCUGCCACAGAAAGACGAAUUUCUCUCUCCCUUCCUCUUUCCCGGGAAAGUUAGGGUUGGUUAUUUGCCUUUGGAGGAUCAGAGCCACGUCUUGCGCUUCUCCUCAUUAAUCGCCAUCAUCAGCUUCCAGCGUCUCCAGAUUGACUGCAUUGCUUGCUGUAGUGGCGAUGAUGGGCGUAUCUCAAAUCCAUCCUUCAAGGGGUCGACCAUGCGAUUUGUCCGUGAAUCUCCAGCCGAGUCAUGGGCUGAAGCACAGGGUGGCCACCGCUUUUCUGGGGGCUGGAAACUUGGCAUGGGGAAAGAGUGAGGUGACAGGUUCCCAAUUGAAGAUGCCCUUCCAGAAUAGGGGGAGAAAAAGAAGUCCCAAAAACAUGACGGUUACGUCGGUGCUUGCUGAUGUUACCAAAGAGCUAAUGAACUUCCAAGCACCAAUAUUUGGAAAGCAACAGGCAGACCCGAAGACAGUUGCUUCGGUAAUACUAGGUGGAGGAGCUGGAACUCGUCUUUUUCCUCUAACUCGUCGAAGAGCAAAACCUGCUGUGCCAAUUGGUGGGUGCUACAGGCUUAUUGAUGUUCCAAUGAGUAAUUGUAUUAACAGUGGAAUUAAUAAAAUCUAUAUAUUGACCCAAUUCAAUUCCCAAUCACUGAAUCGGCAUCUUGCUCGUAUAUACAACUUUGGGAAUGGCGUAAACUUUGGUGAUGGAUUUGUUGAGGUCCUAGCAGCUACUCAGACACCAGGUGAAUCGGGUAAAAGGUGGUUUCAAGGAACUGCAGAUGCCGUAAGGCAAUUCGUUUGGCUCUUUGAGGACGUUAAGAAUCGACACAUAGAGAACAUUUUGAUACUUUGCGGCGAUCAUCUUUAUCGGAUGGAUUACAUGGAGUUUGUGCAGAAUCACAUUGACAGUGGUGCUGAUAUAUCAGUUUCUUGUGUUCCCAUGGAUGAGACUCGUGCUUCAGAUUUUGGAUUGAUGAAAAUUAAUGAGACAGGACAAAUUCAGAAAUUUUGUGAAAAACCAAAAGGGGACGAUUUGACGGCCAUGCAAGUGGACACAACUGUUCUUGGGUUGUCUCCUGAGGAUGCAAAGCAAUCUCCUUAUAUUGCAUCUAUGGGUAUAUAUUUGUUUAAAACAGAUGUUCUGCUAAAGUUGCUGAGGUGGCGAUAUCCAACUGCAAAUGACUUCGGAUCUGAAAUCAUUCCUAUGGCUACUAAAGAAUACCAUGUGCAGGCAUACUUGUUUAAUGAUUACUGGGAAGAUAUUGGGACCAUACGAUCUUUCUUUGAUGCAAAUUUGGCAUUGACAGAUCAGCCUCCUAAAUUUCACUUCUAUGAUCCUCUUAAGCCGAUCUUCACUUCCCCUCGAUACCUACCACCAACCAAAAUAGAGAAGUGCAGGGUUCUGAACUCCAUCAUUUCACAUGGAUGCUUCUUAAGGGAAUGCAGUGUUGAACAUUCAGUUGUUGGUGUGCGUUCAAGACUGGAAUAUGGAGUUGAGCUGAAAGAUACAAUGAUGAUGGGUGCAGAUUAUUAUGACACUGAAGCUGAAAGAGCAUCUGCUCUAGCUGAGGGCACUGUUCCUCUUGGUGUAGGAGAGAACACCAAAAUCAGAAACUGUAUCAUUGAUAAGAAUGCAAGAAUUGGAAAGAAUGUCGUCAUUGCCAAUACUGAUAAUGUUCAGGAGGCAGAUAGGCCAGCAGAAGGUUUCUACAUACGCUCAGGGAUCACUGUGGUGCUGAAGAACUCUACCAUCGCCAAUGGAACCGUCAUCUAGAUGUGGCCAAAAAUGGGGAACGUGAUGUCUCUCUCUCUCUCUCUCUCUCUCUCUCUCUCUCUCUCUCUCUGUAGCAUUGAGAUAUUAUAUAUCGAAGGAUAAUAUUGUAUGUACAGAAAUUGCAAAUAAAGGUGGCAUCGUAUUGCUUUCCCCCUC